CCCGAUCUCGUAGUCACAAUGGUCGUCCGUCUUCGACUAGCCCGGCAUGGAACGCGUAACAACCCCUUUUAUCAUCUGGUAGCCAUCGCAGACCACAAGCCGCGGGACGCCCUUCCCAUUGAGAAGCUCGGGGAGUACGACCCCAUCCCCCGUCCUGCCGCCUUCCGCCCGCCGAAACUCGAUCCAAAUGCUCCUGUCCUCUCCUCAGGACUACCAGGAAGAGCAGCACUAGCUUCUGGAGCAGAUAUGGCAGCGGAAGGGUCGAAGAUGGGAGGCUCGCAGGCUGUCAAGUUGGAGAAGAGGCUAGAGCUGGAUGGGAAUAGAAUCAAGUACUGGCUGUCGGUGGGAGCACAGCCGUCCAAGCCUGUGGCUAAGAUGCUGGACAAGGCUGGUCUGAUCCCAGAGGGCAAAUUCUACAAGGGCAUGUUCAGACAUCCGCUGCUGGAGCCUCACAGCAACCCAUUAUCUCCCAGCGCAUUCAAAGUGAACCAAGAAUUAGAAGCGUGA
This is a messenger RNA of Microstroma glucosiphilum, 507 nucleotides long. Its product is annotated as ribosomal protein S16. The record is from RefSeq and is a predicted model, not a curated record. Lineage: Eukaryota; Fungi; Basidiomycota; Exobasidiomycetes; Microstromatales; Microstromataceae. Gene Ontology annotation, cellular component: ribosome; mitochondrial small ribosomal subunit. Gene Ontology annotation, molecular function: structural constituent of ribosome. The transcript is spliced from 3 exons. Gene Ontology annotation, biological process: mitochondrial translation. Bases 19 to 507 code for a protein of 162 amino acids.